Molecule: messenger RNA, 1776 nt
Organism: Chlorella variabilis
Lineage: Eukaryota; Viridiplantae; Chlorophyta; Trebouxiophyceae; Chlorellales; Chlorellaceae
Exons: 6
Coding region: 1-1731 (576 amino acids)
Source: RefSeq, a predicted model, not a curated record
AUGCGCCUAGCACUGGCAGAGCUGGUGGCGGGGCCGCUGCUGGAACGCGCGGCGUGCCUGUUCCCUACAGGCUUGCUGCCGCCGCUGUGUGCCACGGUGUGCUGCCAGCUGCAGGACGCGUACGCAGAUGUAAAGAAGGCGGCGUGCAAUGCUGUGACCAGCCUGGCAGGCCUGGCCUCGCCUGAUGCUCUGCUGCCGGCAUUGAAGGACCCGCUGGUGCUGGCCCUGGCGGUCAACUUGGGGCACCAGCACAGCCGGGUGCGGCUGGCCAGCCUGCAGGCAUUGCAUGCCAUGGUGCAGCACGGCGUGCCGCUGGCGCUGAUGCAGGAGAGCGUGCUGCCGGCAGUGCGGCCGCUAGCGCACGACCAUGCCCCCGCUAUUCGGGCAGUGCUGUUCAGCUGUAUGGCUCAGUGGGCUGGCAGCCAGCUGCCAGGCAGCGGUGCUGUUGAUGCGACUGAUGACGGCCGGGCCGCCAACCAGUGUCGCAAAUUCCUGCCGCUGCUGCUACCGCUGCUGCUGCUGGGCGUGACGGAUGAGGUGGAGGCCAUCCGCAGCGACACCUAUGGCCAGCUGGAAGUCCUUGGCGCCCGCAUGGCCAGCCAGGAGGCCUCGUCCAGCAAGCUGCCCAGCUCCAUGGCGGUGGACCAGCUGCAGCCGCUGCCGCUGCCCGGUUACUGGCACCCCUUCUCGUCUGGUCCACCCUCGCUUGCUGCACGCUGGGUGGUGCAGUCGCAGCUCACCGGCCUGCUGCAGCAGGCCUUGUCGGAGCUGUGUGAAUGGACAGGUGUCGCCGCACAUGCUGUGGGCUGCGUGCAUGGCCACGAGCGGUGGACACAUACGCAUCCCGACUGGCGCUCUCUGUCGGCGCUUCUCAGGCUGUGCAACAGCAGUGCACUGUUGCAGCUAUGGCCACAGGCGCUGCCAGCGCUGUCAAACAUAGCGACCAGCCACGAGCGCGACCCCCGCAUCAGGCUGGAGCUGUUUCAACUGCUGACAGCACUGCUGGAGGAUGGCAGCAAGGCUGAUGCCUGGUGGCAGGCGGAAGCAGGGCAGCUGAUGGUGCGCCACCUGCUGAUGCCUGGCCUGGUGUGGAGGGCAGGCCGGGUGCCGGCAGCUGUGCGCUAUGCGGCGCUCACCGCUCUGGCCAUGCUGCUGUCCCGGCAGCGCCUGCCGCCAGACCAGCUGGUGGAGGUGGCGGGCAAGGGCGGGGAGGCUGCAGCAGCCCCAGGGGCCAGCGGUGCAGGGCCCUGCGUGCCAUCAGCAGCAGCAGCACGAGAAGGGCUGCUGGCGAGGGUUGCGGGUUGCCUGGACGAGGACUAUGAACCAGGCACUCGCCAGCUGGCGUGCCACGUGGUGGAGCUGCUGCUGAGCUCAGUCGGGCCCCAGCUCCCGCUGCACCAGCUUGAAGCACUGCAGCCCGACCUGCUGAAGCGCCUGGACGACAGCAGCAACGGCGUGCGGGUGGCAUCCUGUGCCGCCCUCCGCCCUUGGCUGCGCAGCAUGCUGGCGGCAGGGGGCCUGUCGGAUGCCGACGCCUCGAGCCUGGCCAGCAGCAUGCUGAUUCAUCUCAAUGACCCUGAUGACAGAGUGGCAGAGGCAGCAUGUGCAGUGCUGGAGGAGCUGGCGUUAGCACGGAUAAGCGUUGUUAGGCCUCUGGCCCAGGCUAUGGCGACGCGGCACCCGCCGCCGGACACCUUCCUGGCCCGCGUGCUGGAUGCCUGUGCCGUGUGAGCUGCAAGAUGUGUUUUUUCCAGUUUGGCAAGAAGACGGCAAGGU